GACAUAUGGAAAAUGACCGAGACAAACCAGAUGUGCAUUGACGAGGCUGAGCAAUCCGUCUACAACGCACAGAGCCUUCUCUGCUCGGCUCUGGCUCAGGAAUACCUGUUCAUGAUUCAACAAGGAGUCGAAUAUUCCUACUUGACGACUGGAACUGCCCUUAUUCUUCUUCGAGUCCCAGACAACGACCCAAGAACCUUGUAC
This is a messenger RNA of Aspergillus steynii IBT 23096, 204 nucleotides long. RefSeq lists its product as uncharacterized. The annotation marks the transcript as partial. The transcript has a single exon. NCBI's taxonomy places the organism in Eukaryota, Fungi, Ascomycota, Eurotiomycetes, Eurotiales, Aspergillaceae. The record is from RefSeq and is a predicted model, not a curated record.